Messenger RNA from Ciona intestinalis (vase tunicate), 2137 nucleotides. RefSeq lists its product as uncharacterized. Lineage: Eukaryota; Metazoa; Chordata; Ascidiacea; Phlebobranchia; Cionidae. Gene Ontology annotation, cellular component: membrane. Gene Ontology annotation, biological process: G protein-coupled receptor signaling pathway. The record is from RefSeq and is a predicted model, not a curated record. Gene Ontology annotation, molecular function: G protein-coupled receptor activity.
CAUACAGUUUUGCAUUUGCAACAAAAUCAAACUGGCAUUAAGAUGACAAAGUUAGGAGUUUUACUUUUAAGUGCGUGUAUGUUUGUCAGUUUCCGCGACGUAGAAAGCAUCAACACUGCAGUAGUCGCUGGACAGCAGUUUCUGCAUUAUACCUUGGAGAAAAACGUUAACAACUUUAAUGAAACGGAGAGAAACAAAACAUGUUCGAUGUUCAUAAAAGACUUCAGAAAGUUUUGGUACAAUUCAAGCGGGGGGAAAUACUUGACCGAAUAUCUCUCGUUCUUAGAAGAGUGGUUAUGCCACGCCCAAUUUAGCCUGGAAUGUUUAAAACGACCUUAUGACUUCAACCAGUUUACUAAAACCACAUACGACCGAGCUUGUAACAGAUCCGUAUUCGAAACCCAAUGUUUUUCAUCUCUCGUGGCCGUCUCUUCUGUCAGAGGAAGAAACAGCUCGCAGAAAUGGAAUAAUCUCCUUCGUGCUCUAAAAACUUAUCAACUUAGCGAUGCAGAGUUACAAGAUCCCUGCAUACAAGUUGCUCUGUACGAUGCGGUUGUGUUGGAGAGAGGGAAAUACGGCUACUAUCACGAAAGCAAGCGACUCCUGUUGCCAUUUUGUCAAAUAUCCUGGUGUGGAAGGGACGCCGAGAAUAUAAACAGGAAUCCAAUAAAAGCAUGGAACUGUUUGCCUCACAUAUGCAAAGUGAACAUCAUUAUCACUAUGGUAAUCUGUUCAAUUCUAGCUGUUGCAAUCGUGGUUGCAAAUCUUUCAGUUAUUCUCGUGUUUGUGAUCAAUGAGAAGUUACGUAACAGCCAAGGUGUUUACAAGAUAUCUCUCGCAUGCGCUGAUUUUCUAGUUGGUGCAAUAGUUCUUCCGUCGUUUCCAAUCAGCUUAUCCAUGCAGUUGCACACUAAUGAAGGUAUGGGUUCAGAAUACAACGUUACCAAUUUAACAACAGCAGGCUUGCGAUUCGACGAAGUUCCCCAUCUGCCAGGAGCUUACGAAAUGUUCAAUAAAAGUUACCUGAACGCCAUCGGAUUUUUCACAACUACGUCUUUCAUCAUUUCCAUUUACUCACUUAUGGUGGCGAGUUUUGAUCGGUUUUCAAUCGUAAGAAAACCGCUCGCUUACUCAAAGGACGGAGCGAAAUUAUUGGCAAUCAGAGCAACUGUUAUUUUAUGGGUUUUAAGCAUCAUUUUGGGUAUUCUUCCACUUUUUAUCGGACCUUCUCUCAGGUAUGGUCUCGUUGCCUCAACUUUAAUUUCGACAAGUGGAACUGCCAGUUUGUACUUCUACGUCGUUGCACUUGCUUUUCCUUUAAUCGUCAUGUGGGUUUUGUCAAUCUCGACAUUUGUAAUGACUGUGAGGCACAACAAUCGAACACGAAAACUUGUCGCUUCUAAAAACAAGACUUUAAGCUCUCGAACAGAAAUACGAAUGGCAAGAACUUUAGGAAUUAUGGUCGGUGUGUUCACGCUUAGCUUGUUACCAGUGAUAUGUGUGAUCUUAGCUUCGCUGUUUUUGGUACAAAUUUAUCCCCAACGAAUUUCGUCGUUCAGAAUCCACGAUUUUUCAAUCCACAACUCAUUCGAGUUUGUCUCUGCUGUUAUUCUAGUGUGCAACAGUCUGUGGAACUUCUUUAUCUACAACGGAAGAAACGACGAUUUCCGCAUGGCUAACAAAAACAUGUACGGCUCUCUUACAAAGAGAUUUCACCUGCCGGCAAAAAUUUCAGUUACAUCAAGGAGCUGGACACCGAAAGCGGAACGCCGAAACAUUACUUCAGAAACAUCCAAGCAACCAAGUUCUCAACAGACAGACACAGCAACACCAUCCAACGGGAAGAAAAACUUUUCAACUGUUCAAUUAGACAACUCAUCCGUGAUGUCCGCACCAGUGACUAGCAAACUAUGACCCGAAUGAACUGUAAAUUUUCUUUAUUUUUAAUAAAGAAUACCUCAUGCGGAAUUCGAUUUGAUUUUCUCCUUUACUGUACAAUUGAAUUUCGUAGGUAUAGUUUUAAUUGAUUUUAUUAAUCAUUUGUGUGCAUUUGUGAUUUGUGAAUAAUAUUAUAUAUAUAUAUAUGCGUGUGUGUGUUUAUUUCUUGCAACUCGCACAGCGCAAAUAUAUUCAAGAA